Molecule: messenger RNA, 537 nt
Organism: Phalaenopsis equestris
Lineage: Eukaryota; Viridiplantae; Streptophyta; Magnoliopsida; Asparagales; Orchidaceae
Product: bifunctional dTDP-4-dehydrorhamnose 3,5-epimerase/dTDP-4-dehydrorhamnose reductase-like
Exons: 1
Biological process (GO): S-adenosylmethionine biosynthetic process
Cellular component (GO): methionine adenosyltransferase complex
Molecular function (GO): methionine adenosyltransferase regulator activity
Source: RefSeq, a predicted model, not a curated record
UUAUUACUGAACAUAUAUAAUAAUCUCAUCUAUUUCAUAUCGAUACAGGUUGAGGAGCUUCUGAAGGAGUACGACAACGUCUGUACUUUAAGAGUCCGAAUGCCGAUAUCAUCUGAUCUGAACAAUCCUCGUAACUUCAUCACGAAGAUCAGUCGAUACGACAAGGUGGUUAAUAUCCCAAACAGCAUGACUGUAUUGGAUGAGUUGCUUCCAAUAUCAAUCGAGAUGGCUAAGAGAAAUUGCAGGGGAAUAUGGAACUUCACCAACCCGGGCGUUGUGACCCACAAUGAGAUCUUGGAGCUUUACAAGGCUUACGUUGAUCCCGGCUUCAGUUGGGUCAACUUUACACUCGAAGAACAGGCGAAGGUGAUCGUCGCGCCUCGCAGCAAUAACGAAUUGGAUGCUUCGAAGUUGAAGAACGAGUUUCCGGAGCUGCUGUCGAUUAAAGAAUCUCUCAUAAGAUAUGUGUUCGAGCCCAACCGGAAGCAGGUGAAGUGACGCUAAGGACGGGAUAAUCUUUUGGCGAGCAGGUUCUUC